AUGGAGUCCGCGAACCCGGACGCGCCCGCCGCGGACGACGCCGAUGGCGACGACGCAUUUUCCUUCGACGACGACGAGGACGCGGCGCUCGCGGCCGUCGUCGACGACCUGGCCAUGGAGCCCGACGAGCACCGCGUGCCGAGCGUCGCGGAGCUCGAAAAGCGCUUCGGCGCCGAGUUCGUCGCGAACCUGCGGUCGCCGGACGAGCUCAUCGCCGAGGCCGUGCUGCGCAACGCCGGCGGCGCGCCCGACGAGGCGCUGGCCUGCGCGGCCGCGGCCGUGCGCACGCACGAUUUGUGCGGCGCCGCGGACGAGCGGUUCCGCUUCGCGUGCCACGACCGGCGCCUCGGCGUGCAGAUGAUGGCCGUGUUCCUGCGCGUCAAGGCGCCGGCGUCGAGCGCGCGCUGGGAGCUGCUCGCGCGCGUGAAGAGCGGGUUAGGGGGCGGCGCGCCGUUCACGGUGUCGCCGGUAACCCAUCCGCGGCUCGACGUGCUGGGCGGCGGCGACCGGGACACGAAGGACUUAGAGCCGUGGACCGACGACGACGGCCCGCUGCCUUUAGACGCCCUGCUCUUCCCCGGCGCGGCGCCCGCGUGGGUCGCCGCGGACCUCCCGCGGCUCGUCGUCGUCGAGGAGACGCUCGACGGCGGCGCCGUCGGCGGCGGCCUCGCCGUCGAGCUCGGCCGGUGCCGCCGCGGCGGAAAUGGCGCCGUCAUCGAGGUGCUCUACGCGGCGACGGAGGCCGGCGACCUCGCCCACGGCGACGACGGCCCGUUCCUCCCGCGGGCCGAGGCCGCGCGGCAGCUGCUCGUCGCGAGCGACGCGCGCGACGAGUGGCCGCCGCGGACGGUCAAGGCGCCGGCGGCCGUCGUCCGGGCGCUCGCGCGGCGCCUCGAGGGCGCGCGCGCGAGCCUGCGCACGGCGGCCUGCGUCCGGCUCCGCGACGGUUUCCGGGAUCGCAACGACCGCGGCGAGGACGCGCGGGAGCGGUGCUCGCUCCGCGCGCUCCGCGACGGGCUGCGCGCGGCCUACGUCGGCCGGCUCGGCGGCGACGACGACCUGGACCCCGUGGCGCGCGCGGCGGCGCGCAAGGCCGCGGGCAACGACGCCUUCGGCGCCGGGGCCCACGACGUCGCGCUCAAGCGCUGGGGCGAGGCCGCGGAGCUGCUCGACGCGCACGGCGACCCGGCGGGGCUGCUCCCGUCGCUCCACGCGAACCGCGCCGAGGCGUGCCUGCGCCUCGGCCGCCACCGGGAGGCCGCGCGCUUCGCCACCGACGCGCUCGCCCUCGACCCGGGCCACGCGAAGGCGCGGCUCCGGCGGUGCCGCGCGCUCAAGGCGCGGGGGAAGAUCCAGGACGCGCUCGCGGACGCGCAGACCGUCGUCGACGCGGGCGGCGACGCCGCCGCGCGACGGGCCGCGACGGCGCUCCGCGACGAACUCGCGUCCCUCGCGCGGACCAACGCGCCGACGCUGCGCGUGCCCGAGGACUUCGGGACCUUCAGCGCGGCCUGCGCCUCGGCCGAGGCGUCGUCGACGGGCGCUUUGAUCGUCCUCGCGCCGCGCAAAUACGACGAGGCCGCGUCGCUGCGCGGCUGCGCCGCGGGCGAGCUCCGCGUCGUCGUCGACGGCGACGCCCACGCGGAGGUGAGGGCGCUCAAGGUCUCCGGCGCGCGCGUGUCGCUCGACCGGAUCUUGGUGACGGGCGGCGCGGCCGUCGCCGAGACCGCGGGCGCGGUCACGUUCCGCCGCUGCAUCCUCUCGAACGGCAACGGCGCGGCGCUCGAGACGCGCGGCGCCGACGUGGCCCUCGAGAGCUCCGUCGUCGAGCACGCGCGCGACGGCGUGCUCGUGCACGGCGGCGCCUUCCGGCUCUCCGGGUCGACGGUGCAGUACUGCUACUGCGACGGCGUGUCCGCGCACGUGCGCGUCGUCGUCGAGGACGUCGUGAUCAAGGACUGCGGCGGGCGGGGCCUCACGUCGACGGUGCGCUUCGACCCCUUCGUGCGGCGCGGCGCCAACAACAUCCAGGCGGACCCGGAGUUCGACGAGGCCGACGGCCAGCGCGCGGCCGCGGCGCGCGCGGCGGCCGACCCGGCGGCCCUGCGCCAGCGGGAGGUCGACGAGGCGCGCCACGGCCUGCGCACGGCCGCCGACGAGCCCGAGAGCCUCAUGGCCGCGCUCGAGGGCGCCAUCGCCGCGGGCAUCCCCGCGGACGACGCCGACAUGGCCCGCGCGCGGCGGGACCUCCAGCGCCACGCGGCGCGGCGCGACGACGACGACGACGACGCCGCGGCCGGCGAGCUGCCGGGCGUGCUCCCGGAGCCCCAGGUCCCGCGGCUCUUCGUGGACCGGCGCGGCCGGGCCUGCGCGGCGCACGCGCGCUGGGACUGCGAGUCCUACGCCGCCGACUACCCGGCGCUCUACACGGCCGCGGACGCCGACGAGAUCGCCGCGGCCUGCCCGCUGGCCUGCGGGCGCUGCUCGGCGGCGUGCCCGGCGGGACGGGCCAACUUCACGGCUUCCGACUACGACGGGCUCAAGGCCAUCCUCGACGCGGAGGCCUGCGCGGACGUGACGAUAUCGGGCCGCGUCGUCGUGCGCGCGACGGCGUCGUCGACCGGCGCGGGGCUCCUCGUGCGGUCCGGCUGCGACGUCGUGCUCCGCGGCGCGACGGGCUUUGAGACGAUCGACGGCGCGGGCCGCCACCGCGCGCUCCGGGCCGUCGGCGACCUCACGCUGCGGCGGCUGCGCGUCGUCGACAGCGUCGUGACGCAGCCGGAGCCCGGCGAGGACGAGCCGCGCGGCGGCGCGAUCCGCGCCGACGGCGAUGUCCGCGCGUGGCACUGCGAGUUCCGCAACUGCAGCGCCGGAACGUACACCAACACGAACGGAAUGGUGUUCUGGGAGUGGUGGACGGUGACCCGCGGCCUCGGCGGCGCGAUCUUCUCCCUUGCCGACGUCGCCGUUGGGUUCACGAACUUCACGGGCUGCCGGGCCGACGACGGCGGCGGCGCGAUCCACGCGUACAUGGCCGACGUGGCGAUCCGGCCGGGGUCGGGCUUCUUCGGAAACGUCGGCACCGCGGGCGGCGCGGUUCAUCACUCCUCCUACGGGGCGCUCGACGCCGGCGACGCGGACGACGAGCGCUGCGCGACGGGCCCGCCGUUGCGCUUCGUCGGCAACGCCGCGGUCGCAGAGGACGACUACGAGGACGACAUUCUGUCUGGCGGCGCGAUCCACUCCUCGGGCUGCUCCGUGAAGCUCGCGAACGUGCGCGCGGCGCGCAACGCCGCGGCGAACGACGGCGGCUUCCUCGAUUGGGCGCCGUAUUACGUGUGCGCCGCUUAUCCGGCGCGGCCCUUCGCGACCGUCGCCGACGCCGUCUUCGAGGACCACGCCGCGAGAGGCGGCGGCCAGAACGGCAACGGCGGCGUUUUGAGAUUCGUGGGGCCGGCCUACUACUGGUGGGUCUGGAUCGAGCCCGCGGUGACCCUGUCGCGCGUCGUCGUCGACGGCGCGGCCGCGCGGCGCGGCGGCUUCGUCCACAGCACGUCCGCCACGCUCGCCGUCGAGGACGUCACCGUCGUGGCGACGGCCGCGAGCAAGUCGGGCGGCGGCUUCCACGUCGAGUCCGGGGUCGCGACCUUUUCGCGGGCGGGCCUCGCGGGCCUGAGUGCGGAGGAAGGCGGCGCGGCUUUUUUCGACGAGGGCGCGGUGGCGACCUUCGCCGGCGCGAACGCCACCGCCUGCGCGGCCGACUCGGGCGGCUGCUUCUACGUCGCCGGAGCUGCCGCCGUCGAGUUCGCGGGCGGCGCGCUGACCGGCUGCUCCGCGUCCGCCGGAGGCGCUUUGUUUGUCACGGGCGAUGCGUCGGUAUCGCUCGCGGACGCGUUCGCGGCGAGCGCGUCGGCGACGUACACCGGCGGCUUCGCGCACUUGUCGGACGGGACGAUCGACGGGGCCGGGACGACGCGCGUCGCGGGCUCUUCCGCCGAGGGCGGCGCCGGCAUCUACGUCGCCGACGGCGCCUACGGUCGACUCAGAGGCGUCGCGUUCGCCGGCGGCGAGGCGUUGCAGGGCGCCGUGCUCUACUGCGCCGUGUCCGCGACCUGCGACCUGCGCGACGCGCGGUCGUCGGCGAACGUCGCGACGCACGAGGGCGCCUUGCUCUACGCGGAGCGGUCCGCCGUCGUGGCCAUCGACGGCGUCCUCAGCGCCGGCGACGCGGCGCCGACGGCGAUCUUCGGCCUCACGACCGGCGCAUCGCUGACGCUGUCGAAUGCGACGAUCAACUUCCCGAACGUCGUCUGCUGCUGCGUCUCCGCCGUCGGCGCCGCGCGGCUCGUCCUCGCCGACGUGCGCAUCGCCGACGCGUUUUCGAAGACGGCCGGCGCCGCGAUCUUCGCCGACUUUACGAAGGUCGUCCUCCGCGGCGUGACCGUCGACGGCGCGGUCGACGCGACGGGCGCCGCGAUUGACGUCGUGGACUCGACGCUUGACGCUGUCAACGCGUCCGUCGUCUUCUCGACGACGAGCCUCGGCGCGGCCGCGCUCUCGCUUCGCGGGUCGUCGGCGACGCUGCGGAACUGCUCGUUGGUCGGGAACGCGGCGGUCGCCGGCGACGGCGGCGCGGCGUCGAUCGCGUUGUCGCAUCUCGUCGCGGACGGCCUCGCCGUGUUGGCCAACGCCUGCGACGGCGACGGCGGCGGCGUCCACGCGGAGGCCGCGACGCUCGCGCUCCGCGGGAGCGUCGUCGCCGGCAACGCCGCGGGCGGCUCCGGCGGCGGCGUCUGGCUCGACGGCUCGUCCCUCGAGCUGCGCAACAGCAGCUUGUCCCGGAACUUUGCCGCCGUCGACGGCGGCGGCGCGGCCCUCGUCCGCGGCGCGGCGCUCUCGUCCGCCGGCGCCGCGGUCGUCGAAGGCAACGAGGCGUCGUCGGGCUCCGGCGGCGGGCUCAACGCGUCGAACGCGUCCGUGAUGUUCGCGGCCCCCGGCGACCAAAUCCGCGGCAACGCGGCCCCGCGCGGCGGCGGCGGCGCGGCGUUCUACGACGUCCGCGACACGCGCGAGCCGCGGCUGCCGCCGGGAACGCGCGGCAACGACGCCCUCUACGGCCCCCGCCUCGCGACGGGCGUCACGGCCCUCGGCUUCGUCCGGUCGGCCUACCGCGAGGCGUCCGGCGUGGUCUUCAACGCGUCCGUGGAGGCGCGCGUGCUCGACCUCUACGGGUCCGUCGUCGCGACGUCCGACGGCGAGUCCGUGCUGCUCGACGUCGAGGGCGCGGAGCUCACGGGCGACUCCAAGGGCUUCACGGUCGCCGGGCGCGCGGUCUUCCGGGGCGUCACGCUCACGCGGGCGCCCAACGCGUCCCUGACGCUCCGCGCGGAGGUCGUCGGCGCCGCGCCGCGCCUCGAGGCGGCGGCGGCCGUCGUCCUCCGGGCCUGCGUCGCGGGCGAGUACGUCGCGACGAACGCGCUGAGCGGCACCUCCACCUGCCUCGUCUGCGCGGCGGGCUCCGUGAGCUUCGCGCCCUCCGAGUCGUGCGCCGCGUGCCCGAAGCACGCGACCUGCGCCGGCGGGCGGCGCCUCGUGCCGGACCGGGGCUACUGGCGGUCGCGCCGCGACAGUCUCAACGUCGUGCGCUGCAAGGAGAACUACUGCCGGAGCGUCGAUCUCCUCGACGAGGCGCCCCGGGACGACGUCCGCGCGCCGUCCGGCGCCUGCGCGGGGAAGCACGCGGGGCCGCGCUGCGCGCGCUGCGAGCGGCACCACUACUUCGACGGCGCGACGUUGAAGUGCGCGAAGUGCUCCGCGCGGAAGACGCGGAGCCUCUGGGUCGCGCUCGCCGUCGUCGCCGCGUGCGUCGCCGCGGGCGCCGCCGCCGCGCGCUGGGUCCUGGCCUGGCUCCGGCGGCGCUUCGCGGGGUCGAAGGACGUCUUCGAGGACAUCUCGGCGCGCUGGAUGCCCUGGCUCGUGCCCAAAUUGAAGAUCCUGCUCGUGACGUUGCAGAUCGUCGGGUCGUUCCAGGAGACGUUCGCCGCGGUGUCCUUCCCGGAGCUCUUCUCGUCCCUGCUGAAGCGGCUCCGGGUGCUGGGCCUCGACCCGACGACGUUCCUGGCCGCGGGCACGGCCUGCGACCGGCCGGGCUGGGACUACCUGUUCCGGCUGGAGCUCUUCACGGCGCUGCCCGUCGCGCUCCUCGCGUCGCUCUUCGCGAUUUAUCACCUCCUAAAACGGCGCCACGGAUCGGCGCUCCUCGAGGUCGUCGCGCUCGUCGCGCUCGUGACCGUCCACGUCUUGCUCUUUUGCGACGACGACUUCGGCGGCGAGCCCGCGGGGUCGCCGCUGGCGGACUCGUCCUGGCUCGCGGCGGACUACGCCGUCUCCUGCCGGUCGCGGCGCUACGCGGUCCACCGGGUCUACGCGAUCUUCUGCAUCUUCAUCUACCCCGUCGGGGUUCCGGCCGUGUUCCUCGCGCUCCUGCUCUCCGUGCGGGACCGCGUCACGGCGCGCGACUACGACGUCUUCGUGCGGAACGUGCUGAAAGGCGGCGACGACGUCCUCGCGGUCUCUUCGGCGCAGGUCGGGGGCAAGGGCCCCGAGUCGCCCGCGGAGCUCCGCUUCCGCGAAAACUACGCGUCGAAGAGCUCGGCGCGCCGGCGGUCGACGGUCUUCUCCCGGCGCUACGAGACGGGCCUGAAGGUCUACGGCGCCGCGGAGGAGUACGUGCGCGUCCGGUCGUCGCUCGGCGCGCUCCGGUCGCCGGAGAGCCCGGGCAACACGCGCGAGGCCGCGGACGCGUGCCUCGCGACGCUCGGCGAGAACAUCCUCACGUCGCACCGCGAGAUCGACCCCGCGUGCGCGCACCUCGCGUUCCUCUUCUCGGAGUACGCGCCGCGGUGCUGGUACUUCGAGGUCGCGGAAUGCCUCCGGCGCAUCUCGCUCACGGGCUUUCUUGUGGUCUACGACGACGAGUCCAUCGGCAAGAUCUACACGGCGUCCAUGCUCUCGCUCGCCUUCGCGGUGGUGUACGCCUACCUGUCGCCCUACGGCGACGACAGCACGAACCGCUUCGCGACGGCGAUGCAGUGCGUCAUCUUCCUCCAGCUCUUCCUGACGAUCAUGCUCUACGCGGAGACGCACAUCGACGACGACGACGUCCGCGCGGGCUGGCCGCCGCGGCGCUUCGGCGUCAUCAUGGUGGUUUUGUCCGUCGCGAGCGGGCCCCUCGCGGCGAUCGUCGAGGCCUGCAUCGAGGCGCGGCUCGAGGGCGUCACGUUCCUCGGCUGCCUCCGGCCCGUCUGGGCGCUCCGCCGGACGCUGUCGGGCGGCGACGCGUCGACCGCGAACCCGCUCCACGACGGCGUCGAAUUGAAGGGCACGCGGAGGAACGGCGCCUCCCGGGAGAAGGAGGGCGCGGCGCGUUUAGAGACGCGUUCAGGCAAGCGGAAGAACGGCGCGGAGAAGAAGGACGGCGAGCCCUCCGACAUCGCGAUCUACGACGUCUACCAGGGCGGGCGCGAGCAGGCGAUACUGUAA
Messenger RNA from Aureococcus anophagefferens, 7542 nucleotides. RefSeq lists its product as hypothetical. The record is from RefSeq and is a predicted model, not a curated record. Gene Ontology annotation, molecular function: protein binding. The transcript has 3 exons. Lineage: Eukaryota; Pelagophyceae; Pelagomonadales; Pelagomonadaceae. The coding region runs from base 1 to 7542 and encodes 2513 amino acids.